This is a messenger RNA of Aspergillus thermomutatus, 903 nucleotides long. RefSeq lists its product as uncharacterized. The coding region runs from base 1 to 903 and encodes 300 amino acids. The record is from RefSeq and is a predicted model, not a curated record. NCBI's taxonomy places the organism in Eukaryota, Fungi, Ascomycota, Eurotiomycetes, Eurotiales, Aspergillaceae. The transcript is spliced from 4 exons.
AUGAAUGCCCUCAAGUGCCUCUACAUGGAUGCAUAUCUUUACUUCUACAAACGAGCGUUGAGGAAGAGCACUGGUCGGAAAAGAGAUGAACUAAUCCUAUUAGGGCUCCUAAUCACCACAUCCGAUCCUGAAGCGACAGAGCCCGCUCUAGGUGUCCAUCCCUGGUUUGCCUCAAAUCCUGAGUCGUACACCCCUAACACAUUCUUGUCGAACUUUCGACUGAAGAUCCAACCAUGCUGGGCUUAUGACGCCUGGCACAGUAUGAACCCUCAACCACUCUGGAAAGAUUACGACUCAGAACCCUACGAUUUGGACCCAAAAAUUUAUUCAGAGCUGGCGAAAUUAGAGAAGAAAAAGGCAAUCUCAGCGCGACCCACAGAAGCUCGAACUGUUGCUGGCAAGUAUGAGCUUCGUCUUGGCACCAGAAAAGAAAAGGACAUGUACCACCCUUUUGCGAUGGAGACACGGCGAUUGAUUGCUUGUUCCGAUCAUACCAUCACGUUCACCAACCCGGAGGGGCAGCGAAGAGAUCUGCUCGCUGUCGUCGUGGCGAAUGAGAAAAGGGGUGAUGCCGAGAAUCCUUUGUUGGCGUAUAUGGCCCUCUACCUCUACGCCCGGCACGGGUCAUCCACCCACAGCGACACCGCCUACUGCGCAGACUGCAUGCACUACGCCAUGAGCGUAGACGCCAAGAUCCGCCACGCAGAGCAGGGCGGCGCGGAGAACGUCCGCGGCAACGGACAGUUCUUCCGGUAUGCGCUGGACGUCAGUUGUCGGGGCGGGUUGUUUGCGGACAAGCGGUGUUUGGACUAUCGGAGGGGGUUCCUGGGGGAUGCGAAGAGGUAUAUGGAUGCGGUGGGGGAGCCGUAUGAGGCUUGUAGGGGGAUUGGGGCUUGUAGAUAG